Messenger RNA from Centropristis striata (black sea bass), 1565 nucleotides. RefSeq names its product speedy/RINGO cell cycle regulator family member A (gene spdya). NCBI's taxonomy places the organism in Eukaryota, Metazoa, Chordata, Actinopteri, Perciformes, Serranidae. The transcript has 7 exons. Gene Ontology annotation, molecular function: protein kinase binding. The coding region runs from base 174 to 1163 and encodes 329 amino acids. The record is from RefSeq and is a predicted model, not a curated record. Gene Ontology annotation, biological process: positive regulation of cyclin-dependent protein serine/threonine kinase activity.
GAAGAAGAUAAAGAAGUAGAAGAAGAAGAAGAGCCCCGGGAUUGGUCUUUGGCCCUCGCGUGCGGAUGCACUGCUUAGUUAGUGGCGCGCAUCGUGAAUAAAGUAGUUCCCAAGAUACCGCCUGGUCUGAAUACACCAGUAAACUCCCCUCCUCAGAUGAUCUAAACUGAAGCAUGAUGAGGCACACACACAGUUGGUGUGAGGCUACUCCCUCAACAACUGUUGGAGUGAAACCCAGUAAUUCACACUCCCUCCAAAUCAGAAGAGGUCUCCGGCUCAAGAGAGCCAACGGCAGAGACGCCCAGGGCCCACCAGGGAAGAGCCAGCCGAGCCAGUGUCGGGAUGAACUCUAUUAUAACAAAAUGACCACAUCCUCAGCUAUUGUCAUCCAGCGGAAGGAAAUGGCAUCAUUCUUUAGGCUUUUGGAUGAUGAUGUGAUCCAUGACUUUCUGUGGAUGGACUGUUGCUGUAAACUGACUGACAAGUACCUUCUAGCCAUGACCUUUGUGUACUUCAAAAGGGCCCACUUCACUAUCGCUGAAUACACCAGGAAGAAUUUUUUCAUUGCACUGUAUCUUGCAAACACCAUGGAGGAGGAUGAGGAGGAGAGUAAGUAUGAGAUUUUUCCAUGGGCGCUGGGCAAGAACUGGAGGAAGCAGUUUCCCCGCUUCCUCAAGCAGCGAGACAAGCUGUGGGCUCGCGUUGAGUACAGAGCUGCCGUCAGCAGGUGCUGCUGUGAAGAGGUGAUGGCCAUCGUGUCCUCUCACUACGUGUGGCAGAGAGAGCGCUCAGUGCACCACAGCGGCGCCCAGCGGCAGUACGGAGACAAAGACCAAACUCGUGUACCCCGCGGGCCCUCUGCCUCCCCGCUCUCCUGUGCCCUCUGUAACCCCGGCAAAAUGUUGGCUCAAGACCGGGGCACCUCUUCUCCCUCCAGAGGCUCUUCUGCGCUGACCCAUGACCCCGCCUUUUCACACCCCUUCACCUCCGCACUGAGGUUGGAGGUCACCCCACCCAGGGCUGCAGCCUCUCACAAGAAGGCAGCGGAGACUCAAAACCAGGCCAAACGUUCUUUCUGCUGCUGUGCUGAGGGUGUUCCCAAAGAUAAGUCUUCGUGCCAUUCCACAUACGACGCCUCCAUGGACUGGAUCGGUGAGGAGUAGACUGUCACAUCAUGUCAGCAGUACAGAACAAGCUGUUCUGUCUCUCCUCUUUAAUAUAACUCUGAAGUAAAGGUCUGAAUCACAAGUGCAACCCAUUAGUUUAAUGUUGAAUCAGUUCAUAUUAAAAGAGGUAAAAACAAAACUGGUCAGAACAAAAUUAACUGUUUAAAUGUAUGUAAAGAUGUUUAACCUGCACUGAGUUUUUGUAUUUAUUUAUUUAUAAAUUUAUUUAUGUACUGAAGCACUUCUGGGUUAUUUAUUUACUUGUUUAUUCACAGAUGUUAAAUGAAAUGGUCAUGUCACAUAGUUGGUUUCUACUGGGUGUUUUUGAUAUUGUUGCCACUGCUCCUGUUAAUGAGCCAACACUGCCUUCUGGGUUUUGAAUAAAGACUUGAAAUGAAA